CAUUGAACAAAUAUUGCAGUGUGUUGGCUCCCAUGGAAUGAGCGGAUGUCGCCUUUACUGGAUUAAUGUACUGUAGGCGUAAUUGAUCAGGUAGCACAUUUCUGAUUGAACAAGACUUGAGAUACAACGACUUGUACAAUCAGUGAUGGAGGAGAAUGAGAGCCCUGUGGCUGGGAAGACUGAGGAGCAGUCAGGUAGUGUUCUUCUCACCUACUUUCAAGGAGACAUCAGCAGCAUGGUGGAUGAUCAUUUCUCCCGUGCUCUGAGUAACGCAACUAAACCAAAAAGAGAAUACUCCAAAAGCAAAAGGAACCGCAAAUCAUCUCAAACAAUAGGUGGGUAUGGAUCAAGUCCAUGGGAAGCACAUUCACACACAGGGAUUCAGUCCAUGUUUCCUCCAGAACGGCUCCAGCUAGGAACAAGCUGUGAACCUCAAUCGAACAAUCACAUUCCUCUGAAUCACUCUGCAAACAGCACCAUCCUGUGGUCAGGGGAUUCGAGCCAGGGUAUGAGUCUUGCUCUGCCUUCCAUGGGACACCCCUUGGCUGUAUCUGAUGGUUCAGUGGUGGCAGGACACCAGUAUACUCAUUCUCUGUUAAACCUGCUUCACAAUGAUCGCCCCGACCUGGGCACAGUGGUGGUCAACCCCUCCAAACAAGACCACAUUUCUGAAUGGACAAAGUAUCCCAGAUUUGGGAACCAGAUGAGUUCUGAAGUCAACCUUGACUCUGGUGUACAGGUGAUAGAGAAGAAGGAUUUUUAUUGGUGUUAAUGGAUCAUUAAUUAAGAUUUAAUACCAAGAACCAAAAGGUCUCUUGUCUCUUUCUUUGUACUGGCCAAGUGAAAAAGAACCUUGCAAUACUUUACCUGAAGACUGCAUCUCCAACCUGUUUAGAAACUUGCUGUUCGAGUACCACAGAACAGAAGAUUGUGCAAGAGUUUGGCCUCAGGUUAUAUGGUUAAAGACACUUUACACGCACACAGAAACACAUACAAACAGAAUAUUUUGUAUUUCUUUCAUAUGAUAAACAGAAAAGAACGUUCAUUUGUAGCAACUAGAUUAGACUUCUUUCUUGUUUUUUGAAGAUUUUGUGACAAUCUCAAACUUCUGACAGACUUAUUAACCUAUUUAUGUAACAUUUACCUUGUUAGAAAGCCACAUCAGAACAUUGAAUAACUUUGUAAAAUCAGCAUUGGUGCACAAUUAUUUGUUGAUUACAGUGUAUUUGUAAAUUAUUUGCAAAUUUAUAAAUUAGUAAAUUGGCUAUAGUAUAUAGAAACUGGGUAAAAUAUGGAUGUUUUAGUUAAAGCCAUUUAGUUAAAUGGCUUGGCAAUAGUGCAUACAUACAGUAUAAAAUAUUGUAUUAUAGAGUCCAAGUAUCAUUAAUGCAAGAUGGAUUCACAUUUACAUAAAGAUAUAAGCAUAAAACAUAUUUCAGUGCAUAUUUUACAUUAAAGCAA
Molecule: messenger RNA, 1461 nt
Organism: Xyrauchen texanus (razorback sucker)
Lineage: Eukaryota; Metazoa; Chordata; Actinopteri; Cypriniformes; Catostomidae
Product: transcription cofactor vestigial-like protein 1
Exons: 4
Coding region: 146-772 (208 amino acids)
Biological process (GO): regulation of transcription by RNA polymerase II
Cellular component (GO): nucleus
Source: RefSeq, a predicted model, not a curated record